AUACGCUCAUAUAAAUGAGAUUUGACUUCAGAGCCUAGUAAUGACUAACAGCUGUUGGGGCAGGGCUUACAUCUUUGUUCAGGUAAGCUCAUAAAUAGGUUAAUCCCCAGCAAAAAAAAAAAAAAAAGAUUAGCAGGAACAUUGUAGAACACUUCUUAAAUGUGCCUUGUGUAUUAAUGUAUUGAACAAACAUUUGACACAACAAAGCCCUGAGUAAAUUAGUUAUAUUUUAAAUAGCUAAAAGUUAAAUUAGUAGCCUCUGUACAAUGUCUUUGAUACUGAACUUCUGCUAAAUUGCUGGAUUCUGUAAAGUAACAUUAGUUUUCCAAUGUUUCACAACGUGAUGUCUGGAUUCAUAACAAUCAAUGAAAUGCCUGGGUAUGGGAUACACAGGACCAGCCCCUGAAAGCACGUGUGUAAAUGCACUUUCCACAUUUUAACCUUCAGGUGUCUAUUAGCAAAGCUCCAAAAUACAAACACCAUUGUGUCAAUCACAUUUAACCACCCUUAUAUAUUGUAUAACGCUAUUGUUAGCUGGGCCACUGGGAUCACCAAAUAUGUGGAGAAACACAGUCGUUCUAGUGCUCCAGAACUUUCGAAGUAUAAGAAGCGCGUUGCCAUGGCACCAGCUGUAAACUCAAAACACCGCUGCUCUAGCAGGUUUCUCUGAAAGACUGACUUAUGGGAGAGUUAGAAACGAGUCACGUGCUCUUGUCCAGAGGGCAGCAGUGUUCCUCAAAUGUUGCCAGGCUGCAGUGCCAGCCCAGCGACGAGGACGCAGGAACAUUCUGGUCACACAAAAGGAGAGCAUAGGAGUUUACCUCUGUGUUAGCCUGAGGCUGUGGUUUUGAGUUUUAUUACCUUUGUCUUUCGCCUAUAAAACUCGGAAAUGUUUAACAGUUUUCAUAGGGAAUUUGAUGAAGAUCCGUUCUUUGCAGACUCUUUCCGGGCACACCAUCAGAUGAUGAUGAGGAGCUUCUCCGACCCCUUUGGAAGAGAUCCUUUUCUGAGUAUCGCUGAUGGAAGAGAAAGAGCGAGAGAUCAGCGUGGGUCCUCCGAUUCCAACGUGGCACUGAGAGAGGAUCGCAGGGAAAUGAGUCGGUCCCUUAUGCCUUUUGACAGUUUUGGUAGUAUGGCUCCAGAUGGAAGGAGCCCUUUCAGCAUGGUGGACAGCAUGAUGGCAAACAUGAGGAACACGAUAAGAGACAUGCACAGAAACUUUGAUAACCUUUCUCUGGACUCCAACGCACACUCAUUCUCCUCGUCUUCAGUGAUGACAUACUCAAAGGUUGGGGACGGACAUGCAAAAGUUUUCCAGGCCUCAAGUCAAACUCGCAGAGUUCCCGGAGGGAUCAAAGAGACUAAACGGUCACUUAAAGAUUCUGAGAGCGGGGUAGAAAAGAUGGCUAUUGGGCAUCACAUCCAUGACCGUGCGCAUGUCAUCGCACAGUCUCAAAACAGGAAGACUGGCGAUCGGGAAAGAAAUGAAGAAUUUCUCAACUUGGAUGAAACUGAAGCCCAGUCAUUUGAGGAAGAGUGGCAGAGGGGAGUUUCAAAAUUCAAGCCAUCUGUUCCCCUUUCCCACUUGGAGGCACCUAAACAUAGAACUGUGCACCGCGCAGCGAUAGCCAAACCUGAUGAUGCAGCAAGAAGAGAGAAGCAUCUCCCAAAGGCUCCCGAAGAAGUGAAAAAAAUACAUUUUAAAGAACUGAGUGUGAAAGGAUCUGGAUUGAAAAACAACCAUCAAUAAAAUAAUAAAAUCAGGCAACACAUUCUAGUGCUUCAUUGUUUAUCCAAGACCAAUCGUACUUGGGUUUUAAGUGUUGGUGUGCAUUGUAUAGAUCAAUCUUAUAGUUUGAAUGUUCAUUUUUCUACCUUCAAAUCAAUAACUAGAAUGAUAAUUUUGUCAUUUUCAAAUCAAUUCAUAAGGUAAUGCACUUUACAAAAUGUGUACAACAUGGUACCUGUGCUAUUUUUAUAAGAUUGGUCUUCCUAGAUACAAAAUAUCUCAAUUCAUUCUCAUAGGUCUCACUUCAAUAGCAGAUAAGAACGUGUAAGAUUGUAAUCUUUGAUUUUUCAAUAAUAUAUAAUUGCUGCGUAUUAGUGUGUUUUGUUUAACUGGUGUAGGGCAGUUACAGAUGUGUUCACUUUAGUAAGUUACAUGAACACUAUAGAGUGGGCAUGCUUGAUAUUACUUUAGUCAUACCAAUAGCUGCAUUGAUGCAUUUUUACAUACAGUCUUGCUGAAACUUGCAUUCUGUACGUUCCAAAUUGCAGAGGAAUUUGAGAUAAUCUUUGACUUAUGAAAUAUCUUUUGGACUUGCACAUUUUUAUCUUCUACUGAAUAUCACCCACAAAGUACAUUACGGUACUUUCCCUCUUUUUAAAAAAAAAAAAAAAAUAAAAAAAAAAAACAAACAACCUACUGUAUAUCAUCUCUGUAGUGUUUUUGUUUUUUGUUUUUUUUUUGCUGGUUUUCAUUUACUUUGUUCUUAAUUAGAUUGUGUUCUGUGACUUUUUUUUUUUUUAACUGAACAAAUAACUGUUGAUGAAGAACUGCAAUAACUGUUACCAGACUGAUGUUUGAUACAGAAGAAGUAGACAUAUUCACAUGUUUGAUACAGAAGGAGUUGAAAGUCACGUUUUUUGUAAAUUAUCAACAGGUUCCAAAACUGAAUGCAACAACAGGAUGUAAAUGCUUGUGUUCCUGGCGAUGUUGCAGAUUUCUGUCCAUAUACACAAGUAAACAAAUUCUCUAUCAUUGCCAAAAUACUACAGUAACCUGAUACAGUAAGUACUAAAAGGUGUUUGGACAACCUAUAGCAUAACAGAACUGUUAAUUAAACAUGUCAUUGUUUUACGGAAUUCCUAUAACUGGGUAACAAAGUACCAAACAUAUUAUUUUUUUAUUUCAGGUGGAAAAUUACAUCAUGUGCUUUUCUGUCAAGCUGUGCCGCUGAAGUAACAUGUUUCUUCACUGAUUUUCAUGUCCAGUUUCUUUCAUGCUCCGUUUUGUUUUCAGUGUGUGGGUUCAUUUAUAGUAAGUGAAGAUGCUGCUGCUGCUUGAAUCCCACUCCACUGAAAGGACUGGUUUAAUAGCACCAAUUUGAACAAAUAAACCUGUGAUCUUUAAUAAACCUGUUCAUUCUGAAAAAUA
Molecule: messenger RNA, 3157 nt
Organism: Polyodon spathula (Mississippi paddlefish)
Lineage: Eukaryota; Metazoa; Chordata; Actinopteri; Acipenseriformes; Polyodontidae
Product: myeloid leukemia factor 1-like
Exons: 8
Coding region: 890-1750 (286 amino acids)
Biological process (GO): regulation of DNA-templated transcription
Cellular component (GO): cytoplasm; nucleus
Source: RefSeq, a predicted model, not a curated record